AUGACUGCUGUGGCUCCUAUGGAGAUCCGUGUCUUCUCCGACUUGGUGAACAAAGCAAGGGUAGUGGAGGAGUAUGCCAAGACAGUGGCGGCAUCUAAGGACACUCAUGGAGGGAGCUCUAGUCGUGGGCGUGGCAAGUAUUUUCAUCCUAGAGGACAAAGCUUCAAAAGAGGGGGAUAUACUCCUCAAGGCCAAGGGGGCUUCAGAAAGAACAAUCAGAAUCAGUUUCAGUAUGCUAAAGGAAGAGGAAAUCAGAGUAAGAGUUCUCCGGAUUUAGCUUGUGAUCGUUGUGGACGUUUUCACCCUUAUGACUCAUGUAAGAUUGGUUUAGGUGGUUGCUUCAAGUGUGGGUUACCUGGCCACAUUGCGAGGGAUUGCCCUCGUGGGAGGAAUCAGAAUGCGGGCCAAAGUCAGCAUCAAGGUCGAGUCUUUGCUGUGAAUGCCAAGGAUGCUUCCAAGGCGGAUCCUUUGAUGAAAGGUAUAUGUCUAAUUGGUGAUAAAUCCUCAGUUGCAUUAUAUGAUACUGGAGCUUCGCAUUCGUUUAUUUCAUUUGCUAAAGUUGAGGAAUUAGGCUUGAAAGUAUCAGAGUUACCUUUUGAUCUACAUGUACAUACUCCGCAUUAA
Messenger RNA from Arachis stenosperma, 624 nucleotides. RefSeq lists its product as uncharacterized. NCBI's taxonomy places the organism in Eukaryota, Viridiplantae, Streptophyta, Magnoliopsida, Fabales, Fabaceae. Gene Ontology annotation, molecular function: nucleic acid binding; zinc ion binding. Bases 1 to 624 code for a protein of 207 amino acids. The transcript has a single exon. The record is from RefSeq and is a predicted model, not a curated record.